Messenger RNA from Acyrthosiphon pisum (pea aphid), 2920 nucleotides. RefSeq lists its product as uncharacterized. NCBI's taxonomy places the organism in Eukaryota, Metazoa, Arthropoda, Insecta, Hemiptera, Aphididae. The record is from RefSeq and is a predicted model, not a curated record. The transcript has 8 exons. Bases 389 to 2533 code for a protein of 714 amino acids.
CGACGCCCGUCAUUAUUAUCACUAUUCUCGUCUACGCGCAUGACGAAAACGAUUUCUUUGUCUGCGUCUCCGCCACAUUUGCCGAAUCGCGUCGCUCCGCGGUCAUCAUUGUUCCCUGGCUCGCGCUUUGUCCGCCGCAGACGCCGAAAUUGCUGUUCACCGCCGUGUUACGCCGUUCGUCGAACAACAGUAAUUGUCGACUCGACAUUUUUGAUUGUUAAAACAUUGUGACCGUUGACGCUCGGCCGUUCAGUCUGUUGUUCGAAAGCCACUUCGGCGGCCCGCGCGACUUUGUAACGGUUUUGACGACCAACGUGUUUUUCUCACUCCCCGCCCGCCGUUCCGACCGAUCGUCUAGACUUGCAUAGACGACACAAGAGACCGGCGAAUGGCGUCGGACGCUUCGAAGAUGGCUUCAAACUUCGGAAAAGUCACGUCAAACCAUCAAGAUGUAUGUGUUAAAACUGAAAAGGAUGAUGCUGAAAUCAAUGCGAUGGCUCUUAAAUUGAAAGAGAUUUAUAGAAAAAAUGCUUUAGCCGCAGCAAGACAAAUGAGUGCUUCUCCGGCUAAGGUUUAUAUUAACAAAGCCAAUAGAACAGUAUCUUUGAUUAUUACUUCAGCAAUCACAAAUAAUAAUAAUACACAAAAAAAUAAUGAAGAAGAAUUACUUGAACAUUGUGAAGAUAUAGAAAGUAGAAAAUUUAGAUUUUCUUGGAAAUUAAUCGCAGGAUUCCAUGUACCUUACAUCAUACGCUUAAUUAAUGGUGAGUAUUCAAAGUUUGUAUCCACACGGAUGGCUGAAACUCACCUACUUAGCAAUUAUUUACAUCAUUUACAUUCAGAUAUUUAUAAAUCAUGCACAUCAGUAAAUUGUAAUUUUAUCACUGAUUCAGAGGCAAAGCUAUUAAAUGACAUCAACUAUAACCAUGCUAAUUGUGUGUAUGGAAAAGAAAUAUUCUUGGCAGGGAAAGAUUUUAUUGCCCCUUUAGAAGAUGUUCAUGAAUUUUAUACAUUCAUAGAAGUAUGUUAUAAAAAAUUACUGUGUAAUAUUACUCCAGAUCACAACGAAGUAUGCGGUUUCAUACGUAUUAACUCUGAGUCCGUUGUACCAUAUUGUAUUAAAGACGGCCAAAAAUAUGUUCCACUAUUCUACUUUGAAGGAGAAACAGAAAAUCUCGUAAAUCGAGCUAUAAAAUUAGAAAGUUGGAACUUGUCCUAUCUCAAGUUCUGUUGUAAAGUUCAGGGUAUCAGAAAUGAGUUGUUUGCUAGUGACUCUUGCAAAGUGGCCCGUCUUGAUGAUAUUAAGAAAUAUUUUCCACCAGAUACAAAUUUUGAGGAAUAUUGGCCAGCUAAGGUGGUUGAUACAUAUCUCCUAACUAAUCAGAAGUCUACUCAUGUCAGUCCAUCCGGUGCCUGGAUCAGAGCACCCCCUGAAGUAGUACCUCCUAAAAAUACUAUUUCUCACACUUUACCAACACCAGUUAUACCGCAGAGUACGCCAGUGGUUAUGAAUACUUAUCAAAACGGAUGGCCACCAAAUCAAAUGGUUAAUUCAUAUAGCAUGAGUGCCCAACCAACAUCAACAACUCGUGCCUACUCUAUGGUGACUGGAAAUCAAAAUAUGGCUGCCCACUGCUAUAAUGCGUUUUCAAUGGAUUCACGGGGUUCAACAAUGUCUCAAAGCAACAUUUCACUAAAUGGCAUGGGGCAUGUACUACCACCGCCUCUAUCUCAUGCAAGCAGUACGACACCAGUAAUUGGCCAAUAUAUGACAACUAUAUACAAUCCAAUGACCAAUAGCAAUGUGAUGUCAUACUCAAAUCAAAUUCGACAAGUAUAUAGUCAACGUGCUAUUAAUAAUAGCCAAGCCCAACAACAGUUGCAGCAACAACAACAGAUAAUUACUACUCCUCAAACUCAACAGUCAUACAGUGGUCAACUUGUGUAUGGUCGUUUCACCAAUACUCAACAGCGCAAUGCCUUGAAAAAUGUUGGGCCCAUCAUGACUACUGAAAUAAUUGAUUUAUCAACUCCACCGUCAAGCCCCACUCCUUCACCUGAACCAGAGACUUCUGUCCGCCCUAAUGUUGGAUGGGAAUUGACAAGAAUACCUGAACGUAUAUUUCUACAGGGCUCAUCAACUAGUGCUGCAUACAAGAUCCAAAAAACGACACUUCAAGGGCAAACAAUCCACUGCAUAAAUGCCAAACCAUACAUAUAUUCAGAUUUGAUGGUAACCUUAGAUGACCUAGUCCAGAUGAUGUUACCUUCGUGCACUAUUGAGAGAUGCGCUCAUAUUUUGAUCAAAUACUUAAAAACAACACUAUUCAGUGGCAAUUCUGAACAGUUGGCUGUAUUGCAAGAUAACGGACGCCUCAGGUCGCUGUAUCCUGAAGACACACCAAUGGCCAUGCUGCAAGACAUUGUGAAAGUGUUUUUGCAGUUAAGGACAUUGGUGUCCAAGUCAGACGAUGAAUUACAGCAGUUAUAUCAAUAUGCUGGUGUGCCGUCAAAGAGACAACGCAUCAGCUAAGGAUGGGCCGGUCACGGCAAAAGCCGACCCGACUGGCUGAAGCCGGUGGUCGGCAGCAGUAGCAGUGGUGGUGCCACUUCCAGCUCCCACAGUCACCAUUGGUUAGUAGACACCGACAGCACACUGAUGCCUACUAACUACCAGAGCUGAAGUACCUGACCAUCCCCCCUGCUCUAUAUCUACAGAACAACUACCACAGCAUAGGUAAUAUAUGACAUAUACACUGGUCGUCGGUGCCCAUUUCCUCUUAAAUUUAAUACCUUUUCUCUAUUGUUAUUUUUAUUAUUUACUGAAUUCCUAUACAAUUGAGAUUAUUUCAAUCAUUUAGGAGAUUCUUUUACGGUGAUUUUUUCCUAUAAAUAAUAUGUUUACAUUGAAUAUAGUAUA